AUGACUCUCAUCAUCACUGAAACAUUGACUACUGAAAAGCUCGGUAAAGUCUUCGAUCAUGCUAUUCUUCGCCCAGAUCAAACUACCCAAGAUGUCAUUGAAGGCUGCAAAGUAGCCAAGGAAUACAACCUCGCUUCUGUCUGCGUCAAGCCUUGCGAUGUCGCUCAAGCUUACGAUUUACUCAAGGACACCGAUGUUAUGGUUGGUACUGUCAUCUCCUUUCCUCACGGUAACUCCACUACCGAAGCCAAGAUCACAGAGGCUUUGCAAGCAUUGGAAGACGGUGCUAUUGAGUUGGAUGUGGUGCUUAACAUUGGCCACUUGAAAUCAGGCAACUACCAGGAGGUUGAACAAGAGCUCAAGCAAAUCAUUACCAUGUCCAAGACAAAGAAAUCUGAUGUCAGUGUCAAAAUCAUCUUUGAAACCGCCUAUCUUAGCAACGAGGAAAUUGUAAAGGCUUGUGAGAUCUCAAAGGCUGCUGGUGCACAUUUUGUCAAGACAUCUACUGGCUUUGCCUCUGCUGGUGCUACCUAUGAACACAUCGAGUUGAUGAGAAACAAUGUGCCCGAGUCGAUGGAAGUCAAGGCUUCUGGUGGUAUCAAAACCUUGGAGCAAGUACUCAAGUUCCUCGAAUUAGGUGCUACUCGUAUCGGAUCUUCUUCCUCAGGGCAGAUUGUGGAAGAGUUCAAAAAGAUCCAAACAGCUUAG
This is a messenger RNA of Mucor velutinosus, 708 nucleotides long. RefSeq lists its product as uncharacterized. Gene Ontology annotation, biological process: deoxyribonucleotide catabolic process; carbohydrate catabolic process. The transcript has a single exon. Lineage: Eukaryota; Fungi; Mucoromycota; Mucoromycetes; Mucorales; Mucoraceae. Gene Ontology annotation, cellular component: cytoplasm. Bases 1 to 708 code for a protein of 235 amino acids. The record is from RefSeq and is a predicted model, not a curated record. Gene Ontology annotation, molecular function: deoxyribose-phosphate aldolase activity.